Eremomyces bilateralis CBS 781.70 is the source of this 615-nucleotide messenger RNA. RefSeq names its product CGI-121-domain-containing protein. The coding region runs from base 1 to 615 and encodes 204 amino acids. The record is from RefSeq and is a predicted model, not a curated record. Gene Ontology annotation, cellular component: cytosol; EKC/KEOPS complex; nucleus. Gene Ontology annotation, biological process: tRNA threonylcarbamoyladenosine modification; telomere maintenance via recombination. The transcript is spliced from 3 exons. Lineage: Eukaryota; Fungi; Ascomycota; Dothideomycetes; Eremomycetales; Eremomycetaceae.
AUGGUGAUCCAGACCAUCUAUCUCCCACAUCUCCCCGCGAAUCCCAUCCACAUCUUUCUCUUCGAGAACGUGAAAAAUGCAGCGUUCCUCCGGGAGCAGCUGAUGGCUGGCAAUAUGGAGUUCGAAUAUACCUUCCUCGACUCAACGAUGAUCCUUUCCCUCCACCACGUGCUGGCGGCGAUGUUCCGUGCCGUCAAUGAUCUAAAACACAACCGGAUACGAACGAAGAACGUGCAUUCAGAAGCGGUGUUUUGUUUAAGUCCUAAUAAUAAUAUCGCAGAAUCAUUUCGGCGGUUUGGACUGUCCGGGGCGACGGAGAGCAUGCUCGCCAUUAAAGUUGGCGGGCUCGAUCCUACGACCCCGCUAGAUCAAGAAGCGGAGAAGGUCAAGAGACAUAUUCUUGCGUCUGUUGACGGCUCGCCCUUGGACUCGUUGGAUCGGAUUGAUGAUUUUGCCGAUCUGGAUAAAAUCCGGAAGGUGUACAAGCUCCAGAAAGGGAGUAAAUCGAAUCGGACGGGGGGGCAAAGCGCUCAGGUGAAUACGGGCAAUGGAGACGAGGAAAGGGAGGAGAUGGAGGCGGUCAUACUGGGAUUGAUGGCCUUAAGAGGAGCAUAG